Messenger RNA from Mercenaria mercenaria, 2277 nucleotides. Its product is annotated as translation initiation factor IF-2-like. The transcript is spliced from 4 exons. Bases 1 to 2277 code for a protein of 758 amino acids. The record is from RefSeq and is a predicted model, not a curated record. NCBI's taxonomy places the organism in Eukaryota, Metazoa, Mollusca, Bivalvia, Venerida, Veneridae.
AUGCCGCUAUAUCCUAUGAGUGGGAGUGGGGUACUUGACCCUCAUCAUGGUGCAGCUGUACCAGUUUUGGGUACGAUACAACAAUCUCAGGCUGAAAUAUGGAAUAGGCUGUGUCCGCCCGACAUAAAACAGUCCACUUUGGUACAACCGCCCAAUUAUAAGGGAGAAGCAGAACUGCAGGGCCCUACAACUGGUUCAAAUGUUCCAGGAACUAUGCCCGCACUACAUCCUACAGGUGGCUCUUGGGAUCAAUCCCGUCCACCUGACGGGGGCCAGAAUGCUAUUGCUAGACCACCCUACCAUAUGGGUAGCACAGGCGAUCACCCCCUUCUAUUGACACAAAUGUACUCGCAACAGUUUCUGCACCAAAACCCACAAGUGGCAUUUGGAAUUAUAUCCGUCCAUCUGAUCAAAACGCUCUGGUUCGACCACCCUACCCUAUGGUUGACACAGGGGUUCAGGCCCCUAGAAUUAGUACAAAUGUACCGGCUAUGGCUCCUGUACCACAUCUCACCGGUGGAACAAACGGUGGUUCGAACCUUUCCACAUGGAGCUAGUGACCAUGUUGUUGCACAAACACCCUACUGUAUGAGUGGCACACUUAGUACAAAUAUACAAGCUCCUUCUCACAGCAAUCUGUCUCCGCAUAAGGAAUGUCCAAAUAUUAAGGCUACUAGGGAGUCAAUUCCCAGACGUUCAGAGAAGCUUGCCUCCAGUACAGACGCAGAUAGUUCAAGUCCGACUAUUAGUUCUAAAGUCGCUCCAACCCCAACGCAACAUACCCUCUCAGAGUUACUAAACACGAGCUCGAAGAGCAGGCCCGGGGGCUCUGUCAGAGAAGCGAGCUCGAAGAGAAGGCCCGGAUACCCUAUUAGAGAAGCGAGCUUGAAGAGCAGGCCCGGAGGUCCUGUCAGAGAAGCGAGCUCACAGAAUAGGCUCAGAGGCCCUAUUAGAGAAGCGAGCUUGAGGAGAAGGCCUGGAGGCCGUAUUAGAGAAGCGAGCUCCAAGAGCAGGCCGGGAGGCCCUAUAAGAGAAGCGAGCUUGAAGAGCAGGCCCGGAGGCCGUAUAAGAGAAGCGAGCUCGAAGAGCAGGCCCGGAGGCCCUAUUAAAGAAGCAAGCUCGAAAAGCAUGCCCAGAUGCCCUAUUAGAGAAGCGAGCUCGAAGAGCAGGCCCGGAGGCCCUAUAAGAGAAGCGAGCUUGAAGAGCAGGCCCGGAGGCCCUAUAAGAGAAGCGAGCUCGAAGAGCAGGCCCGAAGGCCCUAAUAGAGAAGCGAGCUUGAAGAGCAGGCCUGGAGGCCCUGUCAGAGAAGCGGGCUCGAAGAGCAGGUCCGGAUGCCCUAAUAGAGAAGCGAACUUGAAGAGCAGGCCCGGAGGCCCUGUGAGAGAAGCGAACUCGAAGAGCAGGCCCGGAUGCCCUAUUAAAGAAGCAAGCUCGAUGAGCAGGCCCAGAGGCCCUAUUAGAGAAGCAAGCUCGAAGAGCAGGCCCGGAGGCCCUAUAAGAGAAGCGAGCUUGAAGAGCAGGCCCGGAGACCCUAUAAGAGAAGCGAGCUCGAAGAGCAGGCCCGGAGGCCCUGUGAGAGAAGCGAGCUUGAAGAGCAGGCCUGGAGGCCCUGUCAGAGAAGCGGGCUCGAAGAGCAGGCCCGGAGACCCUAAUAGAGAAGCGAACUUGAAGAGCAGGUCCGGAGGCCCUAUUAAAGAAGCAAGCUCGAAGAGCAGGCUCGGAGGCCCUAUAAGAGAAGCGAGCUUGAAGAGAAGGUCCGGAGGUCCUAUUAGAGAAGCGAGCUCGAAGAACAGUCCCGGAGGCCCGGAGGCCCUAUUAGAGAACCGGGCUCGAAGAGCAGGCCCGGAGGCCCUAUUAGAGAAGCGAGCUCGAAGAGCAGGCCCGGAGGCCCUAUUAGAGAAGCGAGCUCGAAGAGCAGGCCCGGAGGCCCUAUUAGAGAAGCUAGCUGGAAGAGCAGGCCCGGAGGCCCUAUUAGAGAAGCGAGCUCUAAGAGCAGGCCCGGAGGCCCCAUUAGAGAAGCGAGCUCGAAGAGCAGGCCGGGAGGCCCUAUUAGAGAAGCGAUCUCGAAGAGCAGGCCCGGAGGCCCUAUUAGAGAAACGAGCUCCAAGAGCAGGCCCGGAUGACCUAUUAGAGAAACGAGGUCCAAGAGCAGGCCCGAAGGCCUUGUCAGAGAAGCGGGCUCGAAGAGCAGGCCCGGAGGCCCUAUUAGAGAAACGAGCUCCAAGAGCAGGCCCAGAGGCCCUAUUAGAGAAGCGAGCUCCAAGAGCAGGCCCGUAA